GCCCAAAGACAGAGAAAAUAUUGGUUUGAACCGAGAGGGGUUGGUUUCAUUUGAUUUAAUUCUUUGUUUGAAAGAAGAAGAGGAAAAACGGAGGGAGAGGAGAAAAAUAAUAUUUCCACAAUUUUAAAUGGUCUCAAAUUAAUUCUCACCGUUUUUUGUGUAAAAUUAUAUUUAAAAAAGGAGGAAACAGAAUUUGAAGAAGGGAAAGGCAGCGAAGGACAAUGAAGAGGCGCAAUGCUGAUUGCAGCAAGAUCAGGAGGCCGUUAAAACGGAACAGGAUCACCGAGGGGAUAUAUGGCAGCACUUUCUUGUACCUUAAGUUCCUUGUUGUGUGGGCACUGGUGUUGCUGGCAGAUUUUGUCCUCGAAUUCCGCUUUGAAUAUCUUUGGCCUUUCUGGCUCUUCAUCAGGAGUGUUUAUGAUUCCUUCAGAUACCAGGGUCUGGCCUUUUCAGUAUUUUUUGUUUGUGUAGCCUUCACAUCAGAUAUAAUAUGCCUACUCUUCAUACCAGUGCAGUGGCUUUUCUUUGCUGCCAGUACUUAUGUAUGGGUUCAGUAUGUUUGGCACACAGAAAGGGGAGUUUGUUUACCAACUGUAUCACUAUGGAUAUUAUUUGUUUAUAUAGAAGCAGCAAUCAGAUUUAAAGAUUUAAAAAAUUUUCAUGUGGAUCUUUGUCGUCCUUUUGCUGCACACUGCAUUGGCUAUCCUGUGGUGACACUGGGAUUUGGCUUCAAAAGUUACGUAAGCUACAAAAUGCGAUUAAGAAAACAGAAGGAAGUGCAGAAGGAGAAUGAGUUCUACAUGCAACUACUGCAACAGGCUCUGCCCCCAGAGCAGCAGAUGCUACAGAGGCAAGAAAGAGAAGCUGAAGAAGCUGCUGCAGCCAAAGGAAUCACAGAUAUGGAUUCUGCGCAACUCCCUCAACACAAUGGAGGAAUUCCAGCAGGUAGAAAAUUAACAACAGCUUUACCAGAACUAGAAUACAAAGAAAAAGGGAAAGAUAAGGACAAAGAAGCCAAAAAACCCAACCUUGGGAUUAACAAUAAUAUUUUGCAACCUGUAGACUCAAAAAUACAAGAAAUUGAGUACAUGGAAAACCAUAUCAAUAAAAGAUUGAAUAAUGAGCUUGUAGGAAGCACAGAGAAUCUCUUGAAAGAGGACUCAUUUACGGCUUCUUCAAAAAAUUACAAGAACGCUACUGGGGGAGUGAAUUCUUCACCCAGAAGUCACUGCACGUCCAAUGGCAGCAUUCCUUCCUCCUCUUCUGCUAAGAAUGAAAAGAAGCAAAAAUGCACUAGCAAGAGCAUGAGUACACAUAAGGAAAUAAUGGAAAACUGUAUACCUAAUAAUCAGCUCAGCAAGCCAGACACAUUAUUAAGGUUGGAACAGGAUAUUAAGAAGCUGAAAGCUGACUUGCAGGCAAGCAGACAGUGUGAACAGGAGUUGCGUAGUCAGAUCAACUCCCUGACCAGCACUGAGCGUAGUAUCCGUUCAGAAGUAGGGCAGCUCCGACAGGAGAAUGAGCUACUACAGAACAAAUUACAUACUGCAGUGCAAGCCAAACAGAAGGAUAAACAAACCAUCAGUCAGUUAGAGAAGAAACUCAAAGCUGAACAAGAGGCAAAAACUUGUCUUGAAAAGCAAUUGAUGGAAGAAAAGAAGAGGAAGAAGCUGGAAGAGGCAUCUGCAGCUCGAGCUGUGGCACUUGCUGCUGCCACUAGAGGGGAAUGUACAGAAACUCUAAGAACUCGUAUUCGAGACCUGGAGGCAGAGUGUAAGAAGUUAACAAUGGAUAUGAAAGUCAAAGAAGACCAAAUCCGUGAGCUAGAGAUGAAAGUACAGGAACUGCGUAAAUAUAAAGAAAAUGAAAAAGACACAGAAGUAUUGAUGUCGGCACUUUCAGCCAUGCAAGAUAAAACACAACACUUAGAGAAUAGUCUAAGUGCUGAAACCCGAAUUAAGUUGGAUCUCUUCUCUGCACUAGGAGAUGCCAAACGGCAGCUGGAAAUUGCACAGGGGCAAAUCAUUCAGAAGGAUCAGGAGAUCAAGGAGUUGAAACAGAAAAUUGCAGAAGUCAUGGCUGUUAUGCCCAGUAUUGCCUACACAGCAGCAACAAGCACUCUGAGCCCUGUGACGCCACAUUAUUCCUCAAAAUUUGUGGAGACUAGCCCUUCAGGACUUGAUCCCAAUGCCUCAGUUUAUCAGCCCAUGAAAAAAUGACUGCGCAUCUCUUUCUCCUGUCCUUCGUCCUGUCCUCCCCUCCAACCCCCACUCUUUCCUGAACUUUAUCGAUGUGGUGACAUCAUGCAAGAGUGUUCUGCAGUCAAGAUGACAAUGUAACGUGUGACUGUACGUACUAGCUGUAGUCAAAAAAAAAAACAAAAAUACAAAAAAUGACAUCAUUGUGUCGACUAGAACUGCCUAAUGACUGCUUCUUUUUCCUGUAAAUUUUUAGGAAAUUCCCAGAACUUUGCAGUUUGUUUUUGAAAAGUCUGGUCAGUGCAUUAUAACUUCUUGUUUUUUUUCCCCCUUUUUAUUUCAUUUGGUUUCCUCUUGGAAAAUUUUUUUUUUUUAAAAAACAGAUCUGUGAACCCACACUCAUGCAAAAUGAUAGGGUUGGAAACUCAGCAAUAAAUUUCAGAUUGAUUUUGACUCAUUGUUGCUGACUAGCUCUUUCACUGAGGGCCCAUUAAAUGUGUUGAAUACCAUAUUACUUGUCCUACCAUAAGUGUAGAAGUUCAGAGUUUGGAGUAAGUUUUCUUCGUGUUCAUGUGUGUCAGUCACCUGAAUUGAACUGUUUAACCUCAGCCUCCCCAAGAUCAGUGCUAACUUACAUUUCUAGCUCUAAACCUUUUUGAAGCUGUUGAGUAUUGUAAAAAUAUAUACAUUUUAACGGUGAAUGUUUCACUACAUGCUGGAAAUUACAUGUGUUUUGAUUCCACAUUGAAGAAGACUGCAGAAUUCAAAUGAGGAGAGGAUGCCCUUCAUUCGUGUGUUAGGAAUACAUACAGUGCCAAUUAGACAUGGGAAUAGAAAAUUAAAUCUGCUAAUUAAAUUGUGAGGUGUGAUUUGUUUAUAUCCAACUUCUUGGUCAUGCUUUCAAUGAGAGUUUAUCCAGAAUAGGACUAAAGAUGCCCCAUGAGAUAUGAAAAACCUUUUCUAGUAAAAUACUGAGUAAAAUAUUAAUGCUCUGUCCCCUUAUGGCUUAAUUUUAUAUUUUACAUAACAGUAACAUUAAGUACUCAACAAGCUAUUGAAAAAUGAUUUUUUGAGAGGAAACUUAUCAGCGCUCAGAUCUACACACUAUGGUUCCUCUCCUCCCCCAGCUCUUAUCCGUAAUAUGUGCAUACUGUUCUGAGAUUAAGUUCGUAAUUAAGCGCGCCCUUAAUAUCAUUGCAGUAGGAAAAACUCAGGGUGCCAUUUAUGAAUAAUUUCAUGUCAAGACAUUGUAGAAGUGUCCAAGCAGUUGAAAAUGACUAGGGUGGAAAAUGAGUGAGCUGGUUUGGAUGCCCAGAUUACAAUUGAUAGCAUAUUUGACUUCUCGGUAUGAUCUUUCAUUGAACAGCUGAUGUUCAGUGCUUUCAUACUUCAACUAAUUGAAUUAACACCACUUUAUAGAAAUCUAUCAUUUCACUUAUGUAAGUGGAUAAUUUAAAAGUUGAAUUGGUUAUUUAUACAAUUGAUUAAUCUAAAUUUACCCUUGUAUUCUAGAUAAUUACCGCUAUAAUUCUAAAUACGAAAAAAGCAUAAAUUUAUUUUGUCAACAUAUGGUAUAAUGCUGUAGAUUGCCAAGUUUAUUUUGAUCCCAUAAAGUUUGCAUUUAUACUUUGGCAAUUGGUUAACAGCAUAACCAAAAGGGAGGAGGGGAAUCACAUGAUUUGUUUUAUAGGAAAAUCAAAUGCUUAGAGGUGCCAUUCCUUCAUUAAUGGGAAAAUCAUUAAAGUAUACAUUUGUGAGUAACUGAUUAAAGUAUCACCAAAUUACUUUGUAAUGUUACUGUUCUUGAAAGUAUAACUAGUUCGUUUAUCCUAUGCAAACAUGUUAACAUCAAAAUUCAGUUUUAGUGAUUUCUUGGGGAAUUUUCCAAAAUAUUUUGCAUGUUACCAUUUAAUGCCUAACAAUCCUAUACUCCAGUAUAAAUUGAAAUUUAAAGUAUAAUUGCAGGCUUUAAUGGAUAACAGCAUUCAAAAAUAAGCUUCACAAUUAAGAUGUUGCAUUUUAUUCCAUUUUUAAAAGGAAAGGUAGUGAUCAUAGUGCCUUUAAAUUUAUAGCCAGAGGAAACCAUGUUUUCAAUAAUGCACACGUCCUUUUCCUCUGUCCUUCUCAAGCGUUUUAAGUCAAAUUCCAUUCAGGACUACUUGACACAUUUGAAGCUGAAGUGCUGUGAUUUAUGUAACCUUGAGUUAUUGACCCAGCAAUCUUCAAGUAUACUUGACAUCACUGCCUCAAUUUUAAGUAUUACAGAUUUUUUUGGUAUGUUUUGCACAGGUCAGCAACAGAGUUUUUGCAUUUGUCUUUCUCAUUUACUAUUUGGCGUUUCUGUUAAGGAAUUUUUUUUGAACCCUUAUUUUCUUUCAAUUUAAAUAUUUAUCACUUUACAAAAACAGGAUUGUGUUGGAUCUGUGGAAUUAGUAUGGACGAUCAUGACUCAUCAGUUAAGGGCAGGUGUUAAUAAAACCACUGAUUUAAGGCCGACUUCUAUUUUCUAUUCUUUAUUUACUGUACUACACAACUUGGUGCAGAAGACAAUAUACAGACCAAAUGAAAUGUAAAAUUUAUCCUGAAAGCAGGAGAAUUUCCAGUGUAUAAUCUGAACUGAUCCAGAGAUCCAGUUCUUCAAUGCUUAAAUGCCUACUUUUCUUCCUGUGAGACAUUUACGUUGUUAUUACCUGAACAGUAUGCCAGAAUGUGAUUGUUAUGAGUGAAGUAGGGGAAGGAGAAAUACAUUCUACAGAAAGAAAAGUGGUUUAUAAAACAAAGUAUGGAUUUACCAGUGAAUGCUUUGUUUUCAAAUUGUGUUAGGCUUGAAUAUCAUUUGAGAUUAUUCUAAUCAACAAAAGCAUCCUUUGUUUUAUGUAUUUCCAUAAGAUCCUUUUGCUUAAAUUUUGAGGAUAUUUUGUACUAAAGUACACAACAUGAGUUAAUACUUUGAAAUGGUUACUAUUAUUUAAUAGUGCAUCAUGGGUGCUUAGAAUGAAUAUAAUUUGUGUUUGGAUGCAAGUAAGAAAGUACUGCAGUAAUGGAAAAAAAUCUUGCAUCCAUCCAGUCAUCCCAGCCCAAAAGUAAAGGCUUUGACCAUGGGAUCUUGUGCAUCAAUGUUGACUCGUAAUUCUUUUCCGCUGUCCAGUAAGAUGCAUGUGUCAAGAAGACACAAUGGACUUUUGCAGUUCACUCCCCAAUUAAACUUAUUCGAGUUAAUGAAAUAUACUUUUGAGAGCAAGUGAAUAUGUGCUAUAUCUUUACCAUGUGGUAUUGUAAUGCUAGAAUUCUGUUCAAAUGCCCUAGAAUUUUUUUUUGUUCUGCAGUUAUGAUUCCUUGAUUUAUUGACUACUCUUCCAUGUAGUCUAGUGGCCCAUGUCUCAGAUUUUUCUCCCAUAAUUCUGAAGUACGACUAUAUCGUACCAGUGCAGACUAUUCCAUUGUGGCAGGCAUAUUGUACAUCAAGCUGUCUUGGAAUUCCGAACUUGUAUAGGUAGGAAAUAGCUAUUCAAUUGUUCCCUUGAAAUAGCUAUUCAACUGUUCCCAUUGACCUUAACAAGUUACAAACGUUACAUUUGCUUUUUCAAAAAACUUAGCAUUUGAUAUUUUAAACAGUGUUCAACAAUAUUAAGUAUUGAUUAUACUGUGAUACUGUCCCAGUCUAAUCCAAAGGAACCUUAAACAUUAUCAGUAAUGUCUGCAUAAGGCAUAUUUAAGUGGUUUAAAUAAAAUUGUUUCAAUUGCAUCCAAAUAAAAGUUUCUGGUGAGGAGCUAACUUUUUAACAUUGUUCUUGUUCAUCUAUACCAGGGGUUCCCAGCCUGGGGUCCACAGACACCUUGGUUAAUGGUAGGGGUCCAUGGCAGAAAAAAGGGUUGGGAACCCCUGAUCUAUACAGAUGUGUUGCAUUUUAUAACCUUGGAGAACUGAGUAUAUACUUUUGUACGUUACACUGAUAGCACCGCUGCUGUGUUUUAAAAUAUUGAAGUCUACAAAAGUAUGCAGUGAAUUGUAAUGUCUAAAUUUUACCUUCCCCAGCCGCACUCCUCUUGGUUUGGAUGUUUUUUUUUCUGCAUCUUGAACUGUUACAAGAGCACCACAUACUUGUAGUGGACCUCAAAUGGGCUAGCAGUUUCCAGAUUUGUUUUUCAAAAAUCUUCCAACUGAUAUUCAUCCCGUGGUUUCAAAAUGAAGACCCUAUUUAAAAGACAUCUUGUUUAAUUUUAAUGACAGGAUUCUUUUACAAUCAACUCAUAUUGCCAAGUUAUUUUUUUCUUUGAGUAGUAGCUUAAGCCAGAUCAGAGUGGCUUUGGCUGUCAUUUUUGAUUUUUGAAUCACCUUGUAUAAUUGUCACUAUAAAAAAUGUGAUGGAUUCUUUGAGCAUUGUGCAGAACAUGGAGUAUUGUCACUGACUUUUUUUGUGUUGAAGUUUACCCCUCCUCCCCUUGUCGCCACUUUGGCAUUUUACUUUAUAUGACUGGUCUUGGCUGCAUUCUCUUUCUGUGGGGUUUACAAGGAAUAAACGUUUUU
This is a messenger RNA of Mobula hypostoma (lesser devil ray), 6726 nucleotides long. RefSeq names its product macoilin 1b (gene maco1b). Gene Ontology annotation, cellular component: rough endoplasmic reticulum membrane. Gene Ontology annotation, biological process: neuronal signal transduction. NCBI's taxonomy places the organism in Eukaryota, Metazoa, Chordata, Chondrichthyes, Myliobatiformes, Myliobatidae. The transcript is spliced from 11 exons. The record is from RefSeq and is a predicted model, not a curated record. Bases 222 to 2219 code for a protein of 665 amino acids.